This is a messenger RNA of Sorex araneus (European shrew), 2060 nucleotides long. It is a transcript of the gene UBE2I, whose product is annotated as ubiquitin conjugating enzyme E2 I. NCBI's taxonomy places the organism in Eukaryota, Metazoa, Chordata, Mammalia, Eulipotyphla, Soricidae. Gene Ontology annotation, cellular component: nucleus. The coding region runs from base 265 to 741 and encodes 158 amino acids. The record is from RefSeq and is a predicted model, not a curated record. Gene Ontology annotation, molecular function: SUMO conjugating enzyme activity. The transcript is spliced from 7 exons. Gene Ontology annotation, biological process: protein sumoylation.
UGCGACGUUCCGGAGAUCCUUAGGCCUCGCAGCUCGCUGGCCCCCGGGCCCGGGGCCUUAGCCCAAGAAGACCUUAGGGACCCGUCGCCGGAGCCGCGCCCUCGGGGCAUCCGCGGAGCCCUCGCAGAUUCCGGGGUCGGCUUUUCCCCGGGGCCAAGCGGCGCCUUCGCGGGCCGGCGCGCUCCUCGAGGAGGAGAGUUUGCAGACGCUCCCUGACGGCGGGGACGCGGCUCCUUUAAGGACCCAGGGAACCACGCCGCCACGAUGUCGGGGAUCGCGCUCAGCCGACUGGCCCAGGAGAGGAAGGCCUGGAGAAAGGACCACCCCUUUGGCUUCGUGGCUGUCCCCACCAAAAACCCUGACGGCACCAUGAACCUCAUGAACUGGGAGUGCGCCAUUCCGGGCAAGAAAGGGACUCCGUGGGAAGGCGGCUUGUUCAAGCUCCGGAUGCUCUUCAAAGAUGAUUACCCAUCCUCCCCACCCAAGUGUAAAUUCGAGCCGCCGCUCUUCCACCCGAAUGUGUACCCCUCGGGCACAGUCUGCCUGUCCAUCCUGGAGGAGGAUAAGGACUGGAGGCCGGCCAUCACGAUCAAGCAGAUCCUAUUAGGGAUUCAGGAGCUGCUGAAUGAACCAAAUAUCCAAGACCCCGCUCAAGCAGAGGCCUACACGAUCUACUGCCAGAACAGAGUGGAGUAUGAGAAACGAGUCCGAGCACAGGCCAAGAAGUUCGCGCCCUCCUAGGCAGCCUCGGCAGCAGCAAGGAAGGGAUUGGUUUGGCAGGAACUGGUUUACGACACUUUGCAAGCCCACGUCGCUCUGUACAAUUCCUGGGGGGGCGCCACCCCAUCCGCCACGCGCCCUCUGACGCGCCGAACCCCCGGUUCUUCACACAGGGUCUCUUCCUUCCGUCUUUUGUAGUUUGAUUGUUCUGUAAAACUCGCUUUUAUUUUAAUAUUGAUGUCAGUAUUUCCACUGCUGUAAGGUUUUUCUACCGGGGUGAGUGCAGACGCAGGCAUGCUCCCCAGGCAGGCCCGCUCGGCUCCGGGCUCCGAGAAGCCCACCCCCCCCCCCCCCCCGCUCUUCUCCGCACACCCCGGGUUGUGUUGCUUUGAGCCUCAGAUCCAGUCGCCAGCGUCUCCCUUCCGCAUCACUUCCUGUGUUUAUAUGGCGUUUUGUCUGUGUUGCUGUUUAGAGUAAAUAAACUGUUUAUAUAAAGAUUUUUGUUGCAUUCUUGUGUACAAGUAAGGAGGCCAUGUGGCAUGGUGGUCUCCCUGCUGCCUGCGGGCCACCCCUGUGUGUGGAGUCGGCGCCUGCCCGGCUUCGGGGCUGCAGAGCGGAUGGCCCACAGCCCAAGGGAGUUCGAGGGUCACCAUCGGAGAGCUUGGCCUGCCGGCGGACAGACAGAUGGACUGCGCCCAAGAGAUCCUGCAGGAUGCGCCCAGCCCAGCUCCCCGGGCCCCUUCCAUCGCAAGUGGACGGGGUAUCGGGGGAGUCUGGAAGGAGCCUGAGGGCUGAGGCCCACCACCUCAUCAUGACCGCACACCGGCCUUUACUCUGCUCAGCACAGAUGGACCCGGAACGGCCCGGCCUGAGGACUGGCCCCUGGAACUGGUUGCAUGGACUGUGGGGAACUGGUGAUCCCUCAAGCCUGAAAGCCAGGGACUGUCUUCACCCAGACAGCCAGGGGUAUCUGGCCCGGCCCUGACAGUGUCACCCCAGGGUGGUGGGGGCAGGUGACGCCAGGGGUCCCAAAGGGCCAGUGCCUUGCUUGCCACUCAGCUGGACAGUGGGGUUGCACAGCUGCGGCACACGCAGGCACCCCAAAGCCAAUCUACUUUCUAGUUAAGGCUCUGAGGUGAUCGGUGUUUGAGCAACCUGUGACUUCCGCUAAUGAAAUGCCCUUUUGUACCAGUGGUUGGCCUCAAAGAUGUGACUUGUAACCUGAGAAUUCUGAGCUGCGUUUGCUGUUUGGGGCGGGCUGCUCUGGGCACGUGGGCAGGCAGGGGCUGUGGCGCCACAUGCACCUAGGAACCCCCAAUUAAAGCACUUCCACAAACUGC